Molecule: messenger RNA, 1611 nt
Organism: Dunckerocampus dactyliophorus (ringed pipefish)
Lineage: Eukaryota; Metazoa; Chordata; Actinopteri; Syngnathiformes; Syngnathidae
Gene: abhd14a
Product: abhydrolase domain containing 14A
Exons: 5
Coding region: 350-1147 (265 amino acids)
Cellular component (GO): cytoplasm
Source: RefSeq, a predicted model, not a curated record
ACACGGUUUCGCCUCUUACCACUCUCACGCUGUAUUACCAGUAGAGCCACUUAACGUGUGCGGUGUUCGUGCCUUGACUGUUAGUGCAGAUUUUUUUUUACAUAAAUUUGUUUGCCUAACGUGUCGUUUGUAACAGUAUUGAGUGUUAGUAGGCUAACGGAACGGUUGAUCCACUCCGUUGUCAACAGAACGGUUUAACGUUACAUUUAAGAUAGCCGACGUCAGAGUGAAGCUUCUCUUCCAUCCAGCAGACACGGAAGAAGAGGAGAUGACUAUAAAGAAAACAAAGUAUUUGUCUCUGUGAACUCGUCCUCCAGUGUCUAGUGUUACGGCCGUUGCUAUCGAGUAAAUGAAUUUCCUGCGUAAUCGUUUGGUGCUUCUGGGCCUGGCGUUGCUGGCCACCGUACUGCUGUACCUGCUGCUGCCGUCCAUACGUCAGGGCACCAAGGAGCCGUCCCGGCGCGCGCCAAGUGUCGGCCUCCUGGCCAUUUCCCCCCCUCCAGUUCCCAACAUCAACGUGUCAGUUCGCACCGGACAGCUUCCCGGGGACCCGCCGCUCUUCUUUCGAGAGGCUUUACCCGUUGACUCGGCUGGACGCCAGAUACUGCCCAGGUUGCAAGUGGUGCUUCUGCAUGGCCAGGCCUUCACCUCUAAAACCUGGGAAGAGCUUGGCACCAUGGCUCUUCUCGCAACCAGUGGAUAUCAGGCUUUAUCCUUGGACCUGCCAGGCUAUGGCAAUUCGCCCGACUCAGUGACUCUGAAGAAUGACCAGAACCGAGUGGACCUGCUCUCCAGGUUCAUGGAGUCUUUGGGCGUGAGGUCAGCGGUGCUGGUGAGUCCUUCCAUGAGUGGACACUACUCCAUCCCUUUCCUCAUGAAGAACGGCGCACAGCUGCACGGCUUCGUUCCAAUAGCGCCGGUUGGUACGCGCAGUUACACGCCACAGCAGUAUCAAAAUGUUCAGACACCCACGCUGAUCGUAUUUGGGGCCUUGGACACUAAUCUGGGCGCCCAGUCUCACAAGAACCUGGCCCAGCUCCCGCAUCACUCAGUGCUCAAGCUGGAAGGAGCUCGUCACGCGUGCUACAUGGACAAACCCGGCGCCUUCCACCAAGGACUCAUCGACUUCCUUGGCAAGCUGAAGUGAGACGGACAGAAAAAGAUGACGUUUGCCUGGUAGGCUUGAUCACAGCUCAUCAUCUGUGACAAUGAAUACAAGACUGGGCAUACUUUAUUAUUAUUAUUAUUAUUUAUUCAUCUUCAUCAUGUGUGCAAUAAGCCUCCACUUGUGCAAUCGUGUGAGAUUUCUUUUAUGUCUCUUUGCAUGCAAAAACAACAAAAAAAAGCAUUACAUUUUGCGUCAGUGUUGCCAUUUUUGUAGGUGACAUGGGAGUUGUAAAUAUGCAAAUGUAGCAGCAGCCAGGUGCAUGUUUUUUGGGGGGUGGGAGGGAGCGUCUGGUUACUUCUCAUUUUAGCUGAAAGGAAACAAAUCUCACUCUCUGCAACAUGGGAAGAAAAUACAGUAUUAUCUAAAUGAAAAAAAAUGUGUUUAUUUAUAUGAUAAUAAAGUAACAUAAUAUAAUUGCAUUGUGUCUAGACAAUUAUUUGAAG